This is a messenger RNA of Sceloporus undulatus (fence lizard), 1948 nucleotides long. Its product is annotated as zinc finger protein RFP-like. Gene Ontology annotation, molecular function: zinc ion binding; protein binding. Lineage: Eukaryota; Metazoa; Chordata; Lepidosauria; Squamata; Phrynosomatidae. The transcript has 9 exons. Bases 337 to 1776 code for a protein of 479 amino acids. The record is from RefSeq and is a predicted model, not a curated record.
UUGGAAUCACAUAGAAACUUUAAAGAGAGCCUGUGUGGCAUCAUGGUUUGAACAUUUGACUAUGACUGUAGAACAGGGUUAAUAUUAUCCUUCUUAACAGUUGAAAUAGAGGUAGGAAUAGAACUUCCCCAUUUUAUAGCAGACGCCUGAAGACCUGAGCGCUGCUUGAGAAAUUUCCUAAGUGCUGCAAAACUCUUGAGUUUCACACCGUAAGAGCCAUCCUUGCUUGGGCCCCUCGGAUUGGGAGCCCUCUUGAAGCAGCUGCCUCAGCCAGACUUGGAAGGUGGUGACUCCUCCUGAAGAAGGACAUUUACCUCUACCUGAAGGAGUGAAGCCAUGGCUGCAGAGAAUUCCAGGAAGAGAUUUCGCGAGGAAGCAACUUGCCCCAUCUGCCUCAAUUACUUCACGAGCCCCAUGAUGCUCGAAUGCGGGCACAACUUCUGUGAAAUCUGCAUCCGUCGAUGCUGGCAGAAGCCUGAUAUACCAACCCAGUGCCCACAGUGCCGAGGGCCUGUGAAGAAACACUUCAAGCCCAACCGGUGCCUCAUGAACAUGGUUGAAAUCCUGAAUGACUGGGAUAUGGAGAGUGAGGGACACAGCUUGCCCUCUGAAUGCCAGCAACACCAACAUCUCCUGUCUCUCUUCUGCAAAGAGGAUCAAGCCCUGCUUUGUGGGGAUUGUGAGGGCUCCCAGGAGCACCUGGGUCACAACAUGGCCCCCAUGGAAGAAGCCGCCCAGGAGUACAAGGAUCAGAUGUGGAAUUUACUGGAGAUUUUAAGGAAGGCAAAAGCAAGCAUUUUGGAUUAUAGAGGUAGCACAGAAAGUCAAGGAGAAGACAUGAAUGAAAGAAUAAAAGGCGAGAUGCUAAUGAUUACUGAUUUCUUCCAUAACCUGCGCAAGUUUCUGGAAGAGCAGGAGAAGCUUCUGCUGACCCAGAUUGUUGAAGUAGAAACAGAGACUAGACGGAGAAGGGAUGACCAUCUGGUCAAAAUAUCCAGUGAGCUCUCAUCUCUUGAAAGGCUCAUCCUGAGGUUGGAGAAGAAGUGCCAGCAGCCAGCAAGUGAGCUCCUACAGAACAUUCAAACCACCUUGGUAAAGUAUAAGGAGAGACAGAAGUUUGAGACUCCAGAGGUUUUUCCUCCCGAGCUGAAAUUAAGGACUUGGGAAUUCGUUGACAUCCACCAUUUUAUUCAGGCAGUUAUGAAACAGUUCAAAGAUGAUCUAACAGCUGGACUUUCUAUUCAGAAAGCAAAUCUAACUCUUGAUCCAGGCACUGCUAGUCCUAAUCUUAUUGUGUCUGCAGAUCAGAAAAGUGUGAGAGCAAAACCUCAAGACCUGGCCACAAACCAAGAGAGAUUCGGAGUCACUUCUAUUGUGCUCGGAAGCCCAGUGUUGACCAGAGGAAGACACUUUUGGGAUGUCAGUUUGGAAGAUGCGGAACAUUGGGCUGUUGGGGUUGUCAGAGAAUCUGCAGUGAAAGACCUUUCAGAGUUUAUUAUGAGACGGAGUUGUUUCAAAGCCGAUUCUAAGAAAGGCAUCUGGGCUCUACAGAGCCCCACUGGGAGCUGCUUGCCUCCCCAAAGCACUCAGGUCUUAUCUGUGCAGAAUCUUAAGAGAGUCCGAGUGACUCUGAAUUACACAGGGCAGCGAGUGGCCUUUUUCAACAUUGACCAUGGCAAGAUCAUCUUUGCUUUUAUGCCUGCUCCCUUCUCAGAUGAGCCUAUUAUCCCCUUCUUUUGGCUGGGGGAAGGAGACAGUCUGAUUCUCUUGCCCUAAGGUUGUGGAGCAGUGCAGGGGCUCUCUUUCACUCUGGCUACCAGAGUAUUGUACCUUUGCAAAAUAUGCUUACAAAUGGCCCUAUGUGGAUUGUUUAUUGUACUGGUUUGUUUAAGAAAUUCUCUGUAAGUAAUAAAUAAAAAAACAUUAAAGAGUUUUUAUAUGAUCAUAA